Molecule: messenger RNA, 1534 nt
Organism: Gorilla gorilla gorilla (western lowland gorilla)
Lineage: Eukaryota; Metazoa; Chordata; Mammalia; Primates; Hominidae
Product: ribosomal protein uL30-like
Exons: 2
Coding region: 19-759 (246 amino acids)
Biological process (GO): maturation of LSU-rRNA from tricistronic rRNA transcript (SSU-rRNA, 5.8S rRNA, LSU-rRNA)
Cellular component (GO): cytosolic large ribosomal subunit
Molecular function (GO): RNA binding; structural constituent of ribosome
Source: RefSeq, a predicted model, not a curated record
AGCUGCACCACUAGAAAGAUGGCGGAGCAAGAGCAAAGAAAAAUCCCUUUGGUUCCAGAAAAUCUCCUGAAAAAGAGGAAGGCUUAUCAAGCCCUCAAAGCCACCCAGGCAAAGCAGGCACUUUUGGCAAAGAAGGAGCAGAAGAAAGGAAAAGGGCUCAGGUUUAAGCGGCUGGAAUCAUUCCUACAUGAUUCCUGGCGGCAGAAACGUGACAAGGUGCGUCUCAGACGACUAGAAGUGAAACCUCAUGCCUUGGAAUUGCCAGAUAAACAUUCCUUGGCCUUUGUUGUACGCAUCGAAAGGAUUGAUGGCGUGAGCUUACUGGUGCAGAGAACCAUUGCAAGACUUCGCCUAAAGAAAAUUUUUAGUGGUGUCUUUGUAAAAGUCACCCCCCAGAAUCUAAAAAUGCUGCGUAUAGUGGAACCUUAUGUGACCUGGGGAUUUCCAAAUCUGAAGUCUGUCCGAGAACUCAUUUUGAAACGUGGACAAGCCAAGGUCAAGAAUAAGACCAUUCCUCUGACAGACAACACAGUGAUUGAGGAGCACCUGGGGAAGUUUGGCGUCAUUUGCUUGGAAGACCUCAUUCAUGAAAUUGCCUUCCCAGGGAAGCAUUUCCAGGAGAUCUCAUGGUUCUUGCGCCCUUUCCACCUCUCAGUGGCCCAUCAUGCUACCAAAAAUAGAGUGGGCUUCCUCAAGGAGAUGGGCACACCUGGCUAUCGGGGUGAACGCAUCAAUCAGCUCAUCCGUCAGCUGAACUAGACCCAGGUGCCAAACUGCGGCAAAUUUUUUAUCAGUGAAGUGGAAGCAUGUGUUUUGUUGUUUUGGGAAUUUUUAUCAAGUAUCUUCAGAGAAGAUUAUUUCCUGCUUUAUCUUCAAAAACUGGAAAGGAAGGGUCAAAGAAAAGACAGUAGCUGGUCGGUCGUGGUGGCUCAUGCCUGUAAUCCCAACACUUUGGGAGGCUGAGGCGGGCAGAUCACCUGAGGUUGGGAGUUCGAGACCAGCCUGACCAACAUGGAGAAAUGCCGUCUCUUCUAAAAAUACAAAAAUUAGCCGGGCAUGGUGGCACGUGCCUGUAAUCCCAGCUACUCAGGAGGCUGAGGCAGGAGAAUCGCUUGAACCUGGGAGGUGGAAGUUGCAGUGAGCUGAGAUCACGCCAUUGCACUCCAGCCUGGGCAACAAGCGAAACUCUGUGUCAAAAAAAAGAAAAGACAGUAGCUUAUGUUCAUGUCAAGCACCUCUCAUCACAGUCUAGUUCCAAGGAAAAAUUCCAGCGUUUUCUACAUUGGGUGCUGCGUCAUCUGAAAUCGGCACAUUCCAUGGAGGAAGGAGUCCUGCUUUGUUGAAUGUAUCCUAGGGUUUAAUGUUGGUAAAUGAGUCACUCUAGCAUUUGUAGAAGGCUCCCUGAGACUCCUGCAGCAGUCAACCAAGCCCAAGGACAUAAUUGAAUCUGGAGAGUCCUGGGGCCUUGUUUUGAAAAAGACUUGAAAUACACAUAGGAAGAAAGGCAUAAAAAUAAAUGUUCACUUGUCUCUGC